GAGACGCAGGUCAGAAUGGAGAUGGGCUGCAGACCGGGCAGCUAUUGUCAGCCGCUGGAACUGGCUUCAGGCUCAUGUUUCUGACUUGGAAUAUCGAAUUCGUCAGCAAACAGACAUUUACAAACAGAUACGUGCUAAUAAGGGGUUGAUAGUUCUUGGGGAGGUACCUCCCCCAGAGCAUACAACAGACUUAUUUCUUCCACUUAGUUCUGAGGUGAAGACAGAUCAUGGGACUGAUAAAUUGAUUGAGUCUUUUUCUCAGCCAUUGGAAAACCAUGGUCCCCCUAUUAUUGGUCAUGUUUCAGAGUCACUGUCUACCAAGUCAUGUGGAGCACUCAGACCUGUCAAUGGAGUUAUUAACACUCUUCAGCCUGUCUUGGCAGACCAUAUUCCAGGUGACAGCUCUGAUGCUGAGGAACAAUUACAUAAAAAGCAACGACUGAAUCUAGUCUCUUCAUCAUCUGAUGGCACCUGUGUGGCAGCCCGGACACGUCCUGUACUGAGCUGUAAGAAACGGAGGCUUGUUCGACCCAACAGCAUUGUUCCUCUUUCCAAGAAGGUUCACCGGAACAGCACAAUCCGCCCUGGCUGUGAUGUGAAUCCCUCCUGUGCAUUGUGUGGUUCAGGCAGCAUCAACACUAUGCCUCCCGAAAUUCACUAUGAAGCCCCUCUGUUGGAACGUCUUUCCCAGUUGGACUCUUGUGUUCACCCUGUUCUAGCAUUUCCAGAUGAUGUUCCCACAAGCCUGCAUUUUCAGAGCAUGCUGAAAUCUCAGUGGCAGAACAAGCCUUUUGACAAAAUCAAACCUCCCAAAAAGUUAUCGCUUAAGCACAGAGCACCCAUGCCGGGCAGUCUGCCAGAUCCAGCUCGUAAGGACAGGCACAAAUUGGUCAGCUCCUUCCUAACAACAGCCAAGCUGUCCCAUCACCAAACCCGGCCUGACAGGACCCACAGGCAGCACUUAGACGAUGUGGGGGCCGUGCCCAUGGUGGAGCGAGUGACAGCGCCAAAAGCAGAGCGCUUGCUCAACCCACCGCCACCCGUGCAUGACCCAAACCACAGCAAAAUGAGAUUGCGAGACCAUUCAUCUGAGAGAAGUGAAGUGUUGAAGCAUCACACAGACAUGAGCAGUUCGAGCUACUUGGCAGCCACCCACCAUCCUCCACACAGUCCCUUGGUGCGACAGCUCUCCACCUCCUCAGACUCCCCUGCACCCGCCAGCUCUAACUCACAGGUUACAGCCAGCACAUCGCAGCAGCCAGUUAGGAGGAGAAGGGGAGAGAGCUCAUUUGAUAUUAACAACAUUGUCAUCCCAAUGUCUGUUGCUGCAACAACUCGCGUAGAGAAACUGCAAUACAAGGAAAUCCUUACUCCCAGCUGGCGGGAGGUUGAUCUUCAGUCUCUGAAGGGGAGUCCUGAUGAGGAGAAUGAGGAGAUUGAAGACCUAUCUGACGCAGCUUUCGCCGCCCUGCAUGCCAAAUGUGAGGAGAUGGAGAGGGCACGGUGGCUGUGGACCACGAGUGUGCCACCCCAGCGGCGGGGCAGCAGGUCCUACAGGUCAUCAGACGGCCGGACAACCCCUCAGCUGGGCAGUGCCAACCCCUCCACCCCCCAGCCUGCCUCCCCUGAUGUCAGCAGUAGCCACUCUUUGUCAGAAUACUCUCAUGGUCAGUCCCCUAGGAGCCCCAUUAGCCCGGAAGUGCACUCAGCGCCCCUCACCCCUGUGGCUCGGGACACUCCGCGACACUUAGCCAGUGAGGAUACCCGUUGUUCCACGCCAGAGCUGGGUCUGGAUGAACAGUCUGUCCAGCCCUGGGAGCGGCGGACCUUCCCCCUGGCGCACAGUCCCCAGGCGGAGUGUGAGGACCAGCUGGAUGCACAGGAGCGAGCAGCCCGCUGCACUCGACGCACCUCAGGCAGCAAGACUGGCCGGGAGACAGAGGCGGCACCCACCUCGCCUCCCACUGUCCCCCUCAAGAGUCGGCAUCUGGUGGCAGCAGCCACAGCUCAGCGCCCAACUCACAGAUGAGCGGGAGACAAGAAUCUAAACAGACUCACUAACUAUUGGCAUUAAAGCUUCAGAAAUCUCUGCGUUUGAUAUUCAAACAUCAUAUGCCGGAAAUUUUCACAGUUUUUAGUGAACUUAAGGAAUUUAGAUCCUACUUUGGUAUUUUUUUCUCUCGUUUUAAUUUUUGUUUUUUGUUUCCAUGUUUUCUUGUCACACACCUGAGCACUUCCUCCCAUUGGCAAACAGAAGUUCAGGAUGAGACCCUGCUGGCCUGGUCCUGGCACAUCCUCUGCACUGUUGAAUCACUGGACUUACCAAUCUUAGAUGACCACCCCCUCCCUCACACCUGUGGGCAGGGCAGAACAGCCUGGCGGGCAGAGGGCUCCAGUUGAGCAUGGCCUUCUCGGGCUAGGGUGGAAUGGGGCAGGGUGCUCUGGGCUCUUACCCCUUCCCCUCCCAUCUGUGGCUGGGCUCAGCUGUGGCCCUCCUGGCUGGGUCCCCCCUUGGUUUUUCGUGCUGGAACAUCCCCACCAGAGCCUCUCUGCCGUAACUGCCAGCUGCUCUCACCAAGUGCUCAGCCGGCAGAACAGCUUUCCCUUCUCACCCAGAACUUAGAGACCUAUUUUUUGUUUCAUCUGCAUUUGGUCUUCUCUGUUUUGACUCUUUAACUGCAGUAACCUGACUGUGGCUGCUCAGGUUCCCCUCAUCAUGCCCCUUGGUACCCUUCCCUGUCCGUUCUCCAAUGCCACAUACACACCCACAACCCGUCCUUCCACUCGGAAUGUUUUUUUACCACCUAUCCUGAUCUCUGAAGGUAGGGUUAGGACUACUUAACCUCUGUUCCCACUCCCCUGCAAACGGGGGGUUGUGGGAAGUGAGCAGCCAUCUCCCUGUGUGAUUUUUUUUUUUUUUUUCCUCUGAUUCACUUUGCCAUGUUUCCUUCACAUCCAGAUCCCUGUCGGUGUUAGUUCCACUCUUGGUCUUUCACGCUCCCCUUGCCUGUGGAACAUUGUCUGGUCCUAGCUGUGGUUCCCACUGUUCCCCCUUCACCCUUCUCUGUUAACCUUGUGCCUGUCUCCUGUAUGAUCACAUCACCAAAAAGGGGGAGGGGGGAGAAGACUUUUUUUUUUGGCCAUUUUGUAAUCGUAUAAAAAUAGUAGACAACUGCUUAAUGGUUGGGGUUUUUUCACAAUUUUCAACAUUAGUGAUUUUUUUUUUCUGUUUGCAAGUUAAAGGGUUUGUCAUUGUUUCUUUAAAGAAAAAAUACAAUAAUGCACCAUAUCCCUAUGCAUAAAGUGCUUCUUCUAUUUAUAAGGUUGAAAAUUCUGAAUAACCCUUUUAGCAUUGAAAAAAAAAACAAAAACAAAAAAUGAAAAAAAAAAAAAAACUUGUAUUUUGUAAAUAUUUUCUUUUCCUGCUUUGGAGCUGUGUAAUGGCAGCGAAACAUGUAGCUGUCUUUGUUCUAUAGAAAUGCUUUUCUUCAGAGAAGCUGAUCUUUGUUAAUGUCUUGAUUCUGUUCGCAAAGCACAGACUAGUGCUUAAAAAAAAAAGAAGGAAAAAUUGAAAAAAAUAAAAAAAAAAAAGUUACAGAA
This is a messenger RNA of Mandrillus leucophaeus (drill), 3600 nucleotides long. It is a transcript of the gene KANSL1, whose product is annotated as KAT8 regulatory NSL complex subunit 1. The transcript is spliced from 13 exons. The record is from RefSeq and is a predicted model, not a curated record. Gene Ontology annotation, molecular function: histone acetyltransferase binding. Lineage: Eukaryota; Metazoa; Chordata; Mammalia; Primates; Cercopithecidae. The annotation marks the transcript as partial. Gene Ontology annotation, cellular component: NSL complex.